This is a messenger RNA of Spizellomyces punctatus DAOM BR117, 2352 nucleotides long. RefSeq lists its product as uncharacterized. Gene Ontology annotation, molecular function: monoatomic ion channel activity. The transcript is spliced from 9 exons. The record is from RefSeq and is a predicted model, not a curated record. Gene Ontology annotation, cellular component: membrane. NCBI's taxonomy places the organism in Eukaryota, Fungi, Chytridiomycota, Chytridiomycetes, Spizellomycetales, Spizellomycetaceae. Bases 1 to 2352 code for a protein of 783 amino acids. Gene Ontology annotation, biological process: monoatomic ion transport; transmembrane transport.
AUGACCUCGCAGCUAAAGCCGCUUGAUGAGUGUCUUCGACAAUUACGAGGAUUAAACGAGCACUUGUCAACGAUUCAGGGUGAGAUACAAGAUCUAUUAGCCCAAGUGGAAGCGCAUGCGCAAGAAAAAAACUUUUGCGUUCCGCGUCGCAGAAGUUCGUUCGACGAACGCGAGACAAGUAUUCCGCCGAGUCGACGAAGGAGUCGCAAUUAUGAUCGAUUGUCAUUUCACAGUGGAGCUGCCCAAGGGGAGUGUCCUUUUCCAGUAAUUGUCGAUCAAGCCGUGGAGAGGGCUUUAACCCAGCACAAAAUUGCCCCUGAGGAAUUUACUUGCGACAGAAUCCACGAGGGCAGCAAAGAUUCCUUGCCAGGCACAUCAUCCGGUUUUAGUCUGAGUGGAUAUUACCGCACCAUGCGUCGAUCAAGACAGCGCAAAGAGUCAACGAGUAGCGGGUUGUCAAGCUCAAAUCCAAAGCUUCCCAAGCAUCCCAGUUCUAUAUCGGCCAAAAGUUCAUCAUGUUCCUCAGAACCACGGUUUCAGUUGGACGACACACGAAUUGGACCCAAACCCAGUAGUCUUCGAAAUGCAGAGGGUGAUUCGCGCAAAGAUCAUCCAACAGGCAGCAUUCUAAAAGAAUCAUUGGUGGAUCCCAUCAAAGACGACAUUGAAGCCCAACGAAUCGCACGAGAUACCGAUGUCAAACCAAACGCACAGGAUAUUUUGUCGUCAACCGCAAAAUACAUCACACACGAUUUGUCCCUCCUUACAAACUCAGGACGCCUAUGGAGGUGGUAUAUCAGAUAUUUUGCCGCUCCUAAAUAUAAUGAGUUCAAAGCACCGUACUCGUCAGCGGAUUUUAAUGCAAUGAUAAUCCAAGUCCCAACUAUGAAUCCAGCCUUCUUUAUACACCCACGAUCCCAGUUUCGGGCAGUGUGGGGAGUGCUCAUGUCAAUUAUAUAUCUGGCUGCGAUGAUUGCCGUACCCAUCUUUGUCUCCUUUCCAAAAUCACAGCAUAUAGCGGGGGCAUCUUCUCUCGUAUACACCAUACUGUGUUCUCUCGAUAUCGUGGUUCAUAUAUUUUCUCUUCACACUGAAGACGGCCAACUACUCUCUGCCCGCGAAUCCUUGUUGCGCUACGCUCGCACCCAAUUCCCUUUGGAUAUCCUCACUGCAUUGCCCUGGUACCUCGUUCUUCAAAACGACCCGAGCGCAUCCUACUAUGGCUUGAUUCGUCUUCUUCGACUCUAUCACCUCGGUUACAUUUUGCUCACCAACCCCCUUUAUACCGGGUUGAGUCGAUGGAUCCAGACCGCCUUGGGUGUUGGAGAGAGCUUUGUUGCACUCAUUCUGUUUUUAGGGUUGCUUGGCAUUGUCGUACAUCUCUACGCAUGUGCCCUGUUUUUGAUGGGUGCGGCUACAAAUUAUGUUAGCUUUGGGGAUACGUCUGUCUUUUCGAAAUCGGUUAUAGAGCAGUACGCUUGGGCAUUUUACACUGCAGUAGCAACAGUAGGUGGACUACAGACGAGUUACAACCCUGUUGCACUUCUUGAGCGUACCGUAACCAUCAUGACUAUUUUCACGGGUGCUGCUCUGUACGGUACGGUCAUUGGUCACGUCUCAUCCGUAAGCUCUGGUCUCGACUCUUCGGGCAGGAUGUUUAAGCAGAAAAUAGAAGAAGUAAAUGAGUACAUGACCUAUCGAAAUCUGAGCAGAUCACUCCAAACAAAAGUGCGGCAUUUCUUCCAGCUCAAGUAUCGAGGAAAAUAUUUUGAUGAGAUUGGAAUCUUGGAGGAAUUGAGCGACAGUUUGAGACAGGAAGUUACAAUCCACAAUUGCAGUGACCUCAUCGCCAAAGUGGACUUUCUUUCCCGUAAGGUCGGUGACGGACGCGAUGAUAACUUUCUUGGCCGCAUUGCCGAUGCUCUCAAUGCGAGAUAUUAUGUGAAAGGCGACACUAUAUUCGAACAAGGACGGCCGGGUAAUGAAAUGUAUUUCAUUCUCUCGGGGUGCGUAGAGAUUAUCGUUGCAUCCCAGCGGAUCGGCGUCCUUUCAGACGGGGCUUUUUUCGGUGAAGUUGCUUUGCUUGGUCAAGUUCCUCGUACGGCUACCAUCAAAGCAUUUACGGAUACCGUCGCAUACCGUUUGCAUCGCACGGAUUUUGAGGACAUUGUGACAGAUUUUCCGGACAUGGCGCUUAAAAUCCGGACUGUUUACGAGGAAAGGAUGGCGAAAGUCAGGAAAGAGAGAGAAAUGCUCUAUACUGGCAAAAACGGCGAAACAGGUCCCGUGAGCACAGAGAAAGAACAUGCUAUAAUGCAAUCUUCGGAGCUAGAGCAGCAGGAAAUCGGAUAG